This is a messenger RNA of Aspergillus niger, 150 nucleotides long. RefSeq lists its product as uncharacterized. NCBI's taxonomy places the organism in Eukaryota, Fungi, Ascomycota, Eurotiomycetes, Eurotiales, Aspergillaceae. The coding region runs from base 1 to 150 and encodes 49 amino acids. The transcript has 3 exons. The record is from RefSeq and is a predicted model, not a curated record.
AUGAUUGUAUACAAAGAACUAACAAAAACCACUGAAAAUUUUGUGUCACAGGAAAACCGUAGAUUAUGGCAAGAUUUACAAUAUGCUUCAAUGCCAUACAGCAGAUUUAUCUUGAGUGGACUACGAGGUGAAACAAAAACAUUCAGUUGA